UUAGCAGGCACUUAAGUAAACCUUUCUAAUCAUUUUUCAGGUUCCAGAGUUCAACCAGGAAUCCUGAACUAUGUCAACAUUACCCACCCAAGCAGCCCUCAAUAGCAGCACUUCAAUGGCCCCCACCUUCCUGUUAGUGGGCAUGCCAGGCCUGUCAAGUGCACCCUCCUGGUGGACAAUGCCCCUCAUUGCUGUCUACCUUCUCUCUGCGCUGGGCAAUGGUACUAUCCUCUGGAUCAUUGCACUGGAGCCUGCCCUGCACCGCCCAAUGCACUUCUUCCUCUUCUUACUUAGUGUGUCUGAUAUUGGCUUGGUCACUGCCCUGAUGCCCACACUGCUGGGCCUUGCCUUUGCUGGUGCUCACACUAUCCCUGCCCCAGCCUGCCUUCUACAGAUGUUUUUUGUCCAUGUCUUUUCUGUCAUGGAGUCCUCUGUCUUGCUUGCCAUGUCCAUUGAUCGGGCACUGGCCAUCUGCCGACCUCUCCACUACUCAGCACUCCUCACCAAUAGCGUAAUUAGCAAAAUCAGCCUGGCCAUUGUUUUUCGAUGCCUGGGUCUCCAUCUGCCCCUGCCAUUUCUGCUGGCCCACAUGCCCUACUGCCGCCCACAGGUCCUAACCCAUUCUUACUGCUUGCAUCCAGAUGUGGCCCGUUUGGCCUGCCCAGGAGCUUGGGGUGAAGUCUACAGCCUAUUUGUGGUUUUUUCAGCCAUGGGUUUGGACCCCCUGCUUAUUUUCUUCUCCUAUGGCCUGAUUGGUAAGGUGUUGCAAGGUUUGGAGUCCAGGGAGGAUCGCUGGAAGGCUGGUCAAACCUGUGUUGCCCACCUCUCUGCCGUGCUCCUCUUCUAUUUCCCUAUGAUCCUCCUGGCACUGAUUAAUCAUCUUGAGCUGCCAAUCACUCAGCAUACUCAUACUCUUCUCUCCUAUAUCCAUUUCCUGCUUCCUCCAUUGAUAAACCCUAUUCUCUAUAGUGUCAAGAUGAAGGAGAUUAGAGAGAGAAUACUCAACAGGUUGCAGCCCAGGAAGGUAGGUUGUGCUCAGUGAGGAGGAUGUCCCUUCAUGUUUGGUGCUACAGGCCUCCUGAUACUAAAGUUUCUGUGAGAACUCAGUUCACGAGGCAUGAAAUGAUCAUUCACGUACACAUAAGUGCAUAUAUGUGGAUGUAGUUUCCUGUCCCUGGAAGUAUGCCUGUGUAUAUUGAUGACA
This is a messenger RNA of Callithrix jacchus (white-tufted-ear marmoset), 1204 nucleotides long. It is a transcript of the gene OR51S1, whose product is annotated as olfactory receptor family 51 subfamily S member 1. Gene Ontology annotation, cellular component: plasma membrane. The record is from RefSeq and is a predicted model, not a curated record. Lineage: Eukaryota; Metazoa; Chordata; Mammalia; Primates; Cebidae. Gene Ontology annotation, biological process: G protein-coupled receptor signaling pathway. Gene Ontology annotation, molecular function: olfactory receptor activity; G protein-coupled receptor activity.